This is a messenger RNA of Fusarium proliferatum ET1, 1443 nucleotides long. RefSeq lists its product as uncharacterized. The transcript has 2 exons. Gene Ontology annotation, molecular function: zinc ion binding; DNA-binding transcription factor activity, RNA polymerase II-specific; DNA binding. Gene Ontology annotation, biological process: DNA-templated transcription; regulation of DNA-templated transcription. NCBI's taxonomy places the organism in Eukaryota, Fungi, Ascomycota, Sordariomycetes, Hypocreales, Nectriaceae. Bases 1 to 1443 code for a protein of 480 amino acids. The record is from RefSeq and is a predicted model, not a curated record.
AUGCAGCGCAGAUCAUCAGGUACCCAAAGACAGCGAGCUUUACAGGCCUGUGACUUUUGUCACUCCAGAGGCCUGAAGUGUCGCCGAUCAUCGGUAACCGAGGCGACGCCCCGGGAAGGUCACCGAGCUUGUCUCACAUGCAUCGACUACGGGGCCGAAUGCGCUAUGACCCGACCUGUGCGGAAACGAGGUCGGAAGCCAACGGUGGCAACUGGGAAAGGCAACAACCAGAAGCACACCGAGAAUGAGAGCUCUAAUUUCAGGUCUCCGCAUUGCAUCCGUCGUCUGAUAGAUAUCUACCGGGACACAAUGUACCAGUGCUAUUUUCCAUUUCUUUCCGAGAAUGACCUCGAACGACGGUGGGCAGACAGUAUACCUAGUACCAGGGAGACAGCAUACCUGCUUCUGAUGGCACUAUGUGCACUGAGCGCCCAGAGUCUCACCCUCAAAGCGGUAUUCGAUAGCUCAUUGCUGGGCGAUGUUGUCUCCCAUGAUGCCAACAUCUAUUUCGACGAGGCUGUCUCCCACAUUCCAGCACGAAUUCCGGAUACACCUGAUCUUGACUACCUACGGUCAUUCGGCCUCUUGGCUGUGUUCUCACUGAGAAGCGGUAGCAAGAGUGAUCUUCAUAGAUAUCUCGGAUUAUGCCACGCUUGGAUCGCUCAACAUGGGUUCAAUAUGGAGAAUAACUGGGACAGCUCUAUAUCUCUACUUGAGGUAGACGACCGAAGACGUCUAUUUUGGUGCGUCUAUCGGCUUGAGAUUCAUUCAGCCUGCGUACUUGGGCACAUCAUUCGACUUCCCGAGGCCCAGGUCUCAGUGCUUUAUCCUCGUAUCACACCUGCUAUGAGUCGUGAGACGCAGGCCUGGACGGCUGGGUGGGAUUACAUCACCGAUCUCUUCCGAUUGAUGGAGUAUGCGAUACUUAAUCUUCGUCAGCGAAAGCCCCACAGGGAUGUCGUUGCCGUGUUUUGCGACCCACCAUCCCCGCGGGCAUUGCUCGAUAGUCUGGAUCAACUAAAAGCCAGCAAACCUUUUAUACUCCGUGUACUUUCGCAUUCACAUGACGACCUGCAGAGCAAUCGAUGCAAGUUUAUGGCAGUUCAGAUAACUUGCACUGAGGCACUGGUAAAUAUCAUGGGCCUGCUUCAUUGCCAAGCCCCAGUUGAUGAGGUGAUCAAAGUGGCAGAAGAAUUUCUCAAUGAGAUCACCGAAGCUUCCCUCAUCAUGUUCAAGGUUGCGAGCAGUCAGAUCGUUCACCAGUUGCUUGGUGUUGGCCAUAUGGUGUAUAAUGCAUUUCUUUAUGACGAGAACCAAUCUCAAUUUGCUGUCGGGCGGCUGGUUACAUAUCUGGAGGACAUUGUCAAGAACUUGGAACAGGAUAUUCCUACGGCGACCGAGGCAAGAGAGCAAUUGCGAAAGCUGGCAAAAUGUAUUAUAUAA